Molecule: messenger RNA, 4245 nt
Organism: Danaus chrysippus (African queen)
Lineage: Eukaryota; Metazoa; Arthropoda; Insecta; Lepidoptera; Nymphalidae
Source: the annotation of a GenBank genome assembly
AUGGUGGACGUAGUAAAUUAUUAUGCGGGCAAGUCCAUCUUGAUUACCGGGGCUACUGGUUUCAUGGGGAAAGUGUUGAUGGAGAAGCUUCUCCGUUCUUGUCCGGAUAUAAAGACUAUGUAUAUUCUGGUGAGGAAGAAGAAGGAUCAGACAGCAGAACAGAGAGUUCGUAAUAUUGUGAACUGCAAGUUAUUUGAAAAGCUGUUGGAUAUGAAUCCUAAAGUCCUGCAUAAAAUCAAAGUUAUCAAUGGGGACAUAAUGGAAGAAGGUUUGGGUUUAUCCCGACAACACUUAGAGGAGUUGCAAAACGAAUGUCAAAUAGUCUUCAACAAUGCCGCAUGCGUCAGUUUCAAUCUAUCCUUAAAGGAUGCUGUAAAGACGAAUGUUAUGGGUGCCCAAAAAGUAUUAGCGAUUGCAGACACCAUGAAAAAAUUGGAGGCUUUUAUUCACGUUUCUACCUCAUUUUGUCAAGAUCAUCUUAAAGUUGUUGAAGAAAAGGUAUACCCAGCACCGCAUUCGCCAAAAAAAAUCAUUGAUAUAAUCAGUUGGAUGAGUGAUGACACCCUCGCGAUUCUUGAGAAGAAACUAGUGCCACCGUUUCCCAACACUUACGGCUACACAAAAUGUCUUACAGAGCAAUUAGUUGCAGAUCAUGCUGCAAUAUACCCUGUCGCUAUAGCUAGACCAUCAAUAGUGAUACCAGCUUUUAAGGAUCCUAUGCCUGGCUGGGUGGACAAUAUAAAUGGACCUAACGGGAUAAUGUACGCUGCUUCCAGAGGCGUACUACACACUAUUUACUGCAAGGAAACAACAAUGACAGAUAGUAUACCUGUUGAUAUGGUUAUCAAUGGAUUGAUUAUUCUUGGAUGUCUGACUGCAACUGAAAAGUCAAAGGAAAUCCGUGUUUGCAAUAUUACUCAAUCCGGGGUCAACGCCAUUACUUGGUAUAAGGGUUCUUUAUUGUGGUCUGAAUAUUUAAUGAAAUAUCCAUUAACCAAGUGCCUCUGGUAUCCAGUGGUUAAAGCCAAACAUUACGAAUGGGAGCAAAAAAUUGAUUCAUUCUUCGAACACACAUUACCAGCCCAUUUAAUUGAUUUUCUGCUCAUGUUGUUCGGACAAAAGACAUUUAUGACAGCCGUUAAUAAACGAGUCACAAGCGGUUUAAAUCUCCUCCAAUACUAUUGCAACAGAGACUGGGAUUUCAGAAAUGAUUAUUUCAGAUCAUUUAAAAAUUUAAUUACCAAAAAAGACAACGAAAUAUUCUUCACUUCUAUGGAGGUUAUUGACCCGAAGGCUUAUAUGGAAGUGUACGUACAAGGUUUAAGGCAGUAUUACUGUAAAGAAGAUUCCUCAACUUUACCCAAAGCUAGAAAAUUACUAAAUUGUACUACAUUCAAUAAAAUUGUCGACGUUCUUAAAAGCGAAGAAAAUCCCUUUAAAGAGGGAAGGAAAAGGGAGGAAGGAAAGUCGUAUUUAAAAGUAACACAUUGCCUUUUCGACAUGGACGGUACUGUUUUAAAUUCUGAAGUUAUGUAUCAUAAAAUGAUUGAAAAAAUUUGUUGCAAAUACAACAAGACGUACACAAAAGAUUUACAGGUCAAAAUGUAUGGUGUAACAGACAGAGAGAUUUGCACGACCGUAGUUCAAGAGUUGAAAAUGCCGAUAUCAAUAGACGAGUUUGAGAGACAACUGAGCGAUUUGGCGAAAAAAUUAUUGCCAAGUGCUCCUCUACAAGAAGGUGCUGAGCGUCUUUUGACCCAUUUGCACGACUGCAAAAUCCCAAUGGCUUUAGCAACUAACUCCACAGCACAGGCCGUCAGACUGCAUGCUACAGCUCGACCGAAGCUAUUUGGAUUGUUCCAUCAUAAAGUAAGUGUAACUGACCCAGAAGUUGUUCGCGGUAAACCGUACCCCGACAUAUACAUGGUGGCUGCUGCAAGAUUUCCAGAUAAACCUAAGCCGAAACAGUGCCUCGUAUUCGAAGAUUCCUUUGUUGGUGUGAAAUCAGCCGUCGAAGCGGGAAUGCAGGUGGUUAUGAUACCGGAUAGUCGCAUCGAUCGUGAGCAAACCCGACAAGCGACACUAGUCAUACGCUCCCUACUAGACUUUCAACCUGAACUAUUUGGCCUACCACCAUUUGACGAUACUCCAAGACCUUGUUCUAGAAUAGAAAAUUUAAUAUUUAUAAUUUUACCUGAAAUUUUAACUGAGAAGAAUCCUGAUUUGCAAUUUGAAUCGGGCCUGGAUACUUUAACACCGUCGGCUAUAGGUUUAAAAUUUUAUAUAAAUAUAAAUAACACAUCAGAAAACGAUUACGAAAUUGAAAUAAAACCUGACGAAUGCUGCCUCGAGGAUGGAAAUAGAUUGGAUUGUGACUAUUUACGGAUCUUAGAUGAAUUUAGAACUUCAAUAACUAAUGGCUCUACUAAAAAUGUAAAGAUUAUAGCACCACUUCUAGAUGUCUACGAAAGGAAAGGUCAUUGUGUUGUUUAUAUUGAUUCAAAAUCCAACGCAAGUAAAAUAAGAAGAAACACACUUACAUUACGGUUCGAUACGAAAAGUUCCAGUGGUAAAAUAAAUUUACCAAGAAACUAUAAAGUUUGUAAAUCAAAAGACGAAGAUCCGUUAAAUGAUUGCCAGCCAGUCAAUUGUGAUACGUAUUAUAACAGCAGGAAGAGUUAUUAUAGCAAGAAGUAUAAACGAUGUGCUAGAACUCCUGCUUGUGUGUCCAAAGAUGAUACUGAUACUCCCAAUGUUAUUUAUAAUCCAAUAACAAAUAAAUGUACAGAAGAAGCUCUUAUAAAGGAGGAUCUGAGAUAUGUUAAAAGUCUAAGUAAAAUAACAGAUAAACUGCAAAAACGAAGAAAAAGUAAAGGCAUCUUGAUCAUUACUAAAAACAGAUCAAACGCCUCAAAGUUUUUGGAUGAUUCUGAUUUUAAUGACGAACCAGUGAAAACUACACCAAGGAAACAUCCAAAAACUUUGUUAACACAACCAAAAACACAAACAAAAGUGUUCCAACACACAACCGCAAUUAUAAGUACUUUACAAGCAUCAGAACAAGCUAAAUCAAGAAGUGGCUGUACAAAGAAAAUAUUCAAAAAAUAUCUUGACGCUAACAAAUGGACGUUCAUUGUGCUCGGUAUAGUCGUGACCGUGCAAUGCUUUUUAAUUUGCACAAUGUUUUAUUGUCUAUCGAAAACUUGCAACUGCUUCAAAGACAAAAAAGUUGUACGGAAGUUUUUCUAUCAUGGCCACGACGCUUCUGUCACAACACCUCUAAUUGGUACUAGUAAUAUUGACACAGAAACUGAUUACCAAUAUGUAACAGACUCAUCUAAAGUCGACCAAAAAAUCAAAUGUUACAAAGCAUGUCAGAAAGAAAUAAACAAUGAUAUGAAAGUAAGUAUGUCCGACGAUAUAUUGUCUAAGUGCUUGAAUCGAAGAGACUGGAAAAAACUUUCUAAAUCUGAAGCUGUUGCUAAGGAAGGAGAGAUUGUGCAAAAGAUAUUGGAAGAAAUAAAAGAUAACCAUAACUCAAAAAUAGAAGGCAAUAAAAAAAUUAGCGAAACCAGAGUAGUCUUCGAAGACGAAAUUAGCAAACCCGUGAAACCAAAAGCUUCUACAAUAAAAAGUAUUAGGAUUGUUGAAAUGGAGAAGGAAAAAGAAAAUGAAAUUGAAAAUCAAAAUCAAAAUCAAUACGAAAAUGAAAAAGAAAUAGAAACAGAAAAAAUGAACAGAGACUUGGCAGAAACAGUAUCUGAAAAGGAGAUAAAAUGCCACAGUUAUAACUGUGAAUCUAAUUUAACUGGAUUUCAACCACACAAGAAGACGGGCUGUUUUAAAUCAGAACCAUCAAAACGAGGAACAAUAUCUCUAUCAACUGAAAAAGAAGCUCAAGCUUGUUUCCCAAACGACUCUAUAGACGAUUUCUUAUCUGAACGCGGUGUUAUUUAUUUAGCUGGUGAGAAUCUUUCAAGGUACACCUUCCAUACUGACUCUAAAGAAAUUAAACUAUCCAAUACCUCUUCGAUAUCAAGUAAAACAUCCAAAAAUUUUCUCAAAAAUGUCCUGUCUCGGCUUCGUAAGAAAUCUAGACAGGGUCCAUCUUCAGAUCCCGGGCAGAAAAAAGAAAUGGACCUCGAAUUGAUACAUAUGUCGAAAGCCUCUGUGUAUUCAUCAAGCAAUGAUUCAGACUGCGCCAAAAUAUUCAAAAGGAAGGAGGAUUCUAGAACUUCAUUUUAA